GCUAGUGGUGUGAUCGAGAUUAACGGGCAGAGAGGGGGGGUCCCUUGCGAAUGCACAUCGCUAGUUAUAGCGGUGCAACGGAAAUACCCCACUUUUAUUUUAAUCGUAUUUUUUUUAUUUAAACACUCAUCCCCUCCACCUUUCCGUUCACCACAACAUGCAACACGUAGUUGGCUAUUAGUAGUAACUGUUACAGUGAAAGCUAGCUAGUUAGUUAGCCUGCUAACGUUAGCUAGCCUCCCAGACUCAGCAGCUACGAUAAACCCCAACGUUGCCAGUUUGCUACAUGGUUUCCUGAGGGAAAACAGGCCACGAAAGAAUCAACCAUCAACGGCGAGAUACGGUCUAUUUUGGAUGCCAACCUAGCCAUUGCCAUGCUACCCCAAGCGGUACCACAUCUGUUACCUGUGAACUGCUCAAUUAGCUAGCUUGCACUGCGCCGGGCGGACCGUGCCGAACCUCCGAGUUCAUCCUGCGCUCUUGCUGGACUGCGCUUUGGAGACUAACCUCACUGAAGACCCGAGUUUUGACGGGGAUUUAUUGCAAAAACGACACUACCCUUGUUAUUAGGAUAUCUCACCCAUCAGAGGGGUGACAGUUUGGGGGUGGGGGGGAUUGGUUUGCCGGUUCUUAUUUUGCCCGGUACCUGUGGUGGAGGCUAGGACGGAGGGAGAGAGGGAAUGCUGAUAAUGGCUGCUCCGGGAAGCUGGAAACGAACCUCCGCCUGAGGUGGAAGCAGCUCAGGAUGCAAGCCCCCCUCCUCUACCCUCUGCCAGCCUGCCGCCUUGGGCUUCUCCCCCGCUGAGCCAACCAUGUCGAGCCAGCACAGCCACCCCUCCUUCAGCAACAUCCACUCCAUGGCUGAACAGCAGCAGGUGCUGUCUGAUGCGACCAUACUGCAGAGGAGGAUCCCUCCAAGUUUUAGAGAUCCCGCCAGCGCACCGCUGAGAAAACUCUCUGUCGAUCUGAUCAAGACUUACAAGCACAUCAAUGAGGUGUACUACACGAAGAAGAAGCGGCGUGCCCAGCAGGUACCCCCGGAGGACUCGAGCACUAAGAAGGAGCGGAAGGUGUACAACGAUGGCUACGACGACGACAACUACGACUACAUCGUCAAGAACGGGGAGAAGUGGCUGGACCGCUACGAGAUUGACUCGCUCAUCGGCAAGGGCUCCUUCGGGCAGGUGGUGAAAGCAUAUGACCACCACGAGCAGGAGUGGGUGGCCAUCAAGAUCAUCAAGAACAAGAAAGCCUUCCUGAACCAGGCCCAGAUAGAGCUGCGACUGCUGGAGCUCAUGAACAAACAUGACACCGAGAUGAAGUACUACAUAGUCCACCUGAAGAGGCACUUCAUGUUCCGGAACCACCUGUGCCUGGUGUUCGAGCUACUCUCCUACAACCUGUACGACCUCCUGCGCAACACCAACUUCCGCGGCGUCUCUCUCAACCUGACCAGGAAGUUUGCCCAGCAGCUGUGCACGGCGCUGCUGUUCCUGGCCACGCCCGAGCUCAGCAUCAUCCACUGCGACCUCAAGCCCGAGAACAUCCUGCUGUGCAACCCCAAGCGCAGCGCCAUCAAGAUCGUGGACUUCGGCAGCUCCUGUCAACUAGGCCAGAGGAUCUACCAGUACAUCCAGAGUCGGUUCUACAGAUCUCCGGAGGUGUUGCUGGGCAUGCCCUACGACCUGGCCAUUGACAUGUGGUCCCUGGGCUGCAUCCUGGUGGAGAUGCACACGGGAGAACCCCUCUUCAGCGGCUCCAACGAGGUGGAUCAGAUGAAUAAGAUAGUGGAGGUACUGGGGGUCCCUCCCAACCACAUGCUGGAUCAGGCUCCCAAAGCACGGAAGUACUUUGACAAGCUGUCCGACGGCCUGUGGACCGUCAAGAAGAACAAGGACAUAAAGAAGGUACUUUACCCUUCGGCCUCUGAGUACAAGCCUCCUGCGACGCGGCGGCUCCAUGAGAUCUUGGGGGUGGAGACCGGGGGUCCUGGCGGGAGGCGGGGCGGAGAGCAGGGGCACGCUCCCUGCGACUACCUGAAGUUCAAGGACCUGAUCCUGCGCAUGCUGGACUACGACCCAAAGACGCGCAUCACGCCCUUCUACGCGCUGCAGCACAACUUCUUCAAGAAGACGACGGACGAGGGCACCAACACCAGCAGCUCCACCUCCACCAGCCCGGCCAUGGACCACAGCCACUCCACCUCCACCACCAGCUCCGUCUCCAGCUCCGGUGGAUCUAGCGGUUCUUCCAAUGACAACCGGAAUUACCGGUACAGUAACCGGUACUACAACAGUGCAGUUACUCACUCAGACUACGAGAUGCAGAGUCCACAGGCUCCAUCUCAGCAGCAGCUACGCCUCUGGCCGGGUGGAGAGGGGGGCAUGGGUCCCCUGUCCAACAGCGGCAGUAGCGUCGGCGACCCCCCAUACCCCCAGCUGCUGCUGCACAAGCCGGCGGCCACGCAGCACUCGCGCCACUUCCUGGGAGGCGGCGGCGUCGGGGGCAUGAUGGAACCACACCACCCGCACCCCAUCUAUGGCGGUCACCACGGCAACGGGCGGGGCCUGCGGCAGACUGGACAGGGGAACCAGCCCCAGGGCCAGGCUUCACAGGGCCAGCAGGGCCAGCCCCUGAUGCCCAUCUCCUCCCCACAGAUGCCGGAUAGCAUCGAGCUCAGCCUCACACACCACCACCAUCUGGGUCAGUCUUCCAUCAUGCCGCCCCCAUCCAGCUUGGACUCCAGCCAGUACGGCUCCUCCAACCUCCACCUGGGCCUCUCUGCCUUUCGGACUAGGACGGUCAUGGCCCCCCAGCCGCCCCCCGCCGGCUCCCAGCAACAGUUGGCCCAGCCCCCAGCCUCUCAGGACAGCUUGGUCGCUGCCUCCGGGCUUGGAUACAUCCCCCCAUGCUACCCGGGCAGUAACAACAAUAACAACCCUCCCCAGGGUAGCGUGGUCGGGGGCGGGAUGCUCACCGGGGGGCCCCCACCCAGGGGAGUAGGGGGCAGCGGGGGGAGGCCGGACUCUGAGGAGUCCACCAUGAUGGGUGUGUGCGGCAGUGGAGGCGGUGGUGGUCAGAAUGCGGCCAACUCUUGAUAAAUCUUGAACAAAUUCCAAAAGCCAUACAAUUUUAACAACGACAACAUUACAAUUUCAACACGCAUACACAUUAUACACACUUGAGUUUGAAACAAAUACGGCCACACAUACAGUUACAGAGAUAAACUUGUGAAAUAUCAAAGGAAUUUAGUUUUGUUUUGCAUGGGAGAAGGUCGAGGGAGAGUAAGAGAGGCUUUGAAACCAUUUUUAUCCUUUUUUCAGUUUCUUUGUUUUUCUUUUGUUGAAGGUAAGAAACGGGGCUCAGUAGUUGGAAUGGAAAGUUUCAGAUAAGUUUGUUUUUAUUGUUAUUAUUAUAUUAUUUGAUUUUAUGUGAUUUAAGGAAAGGUUUGCAGCGAGAUUUUUGUUGUUUGGGUUGUUUUUUGGAAUGAAGACCGCAAAGGUAAAUGAAUGGUUUGAAAAGUGGUAAUUGUUGGUUAAGAAGAGGGAGGCACGAGAGAAUACCCUUAUGCUAUUUUUAAAAUCUAUUUUUUGAAGUCUAGGUUUAAUUGUACAUGUUUUAUUUAUUAAACAUCACUACACGAGGAGGAGGGUAAGUGGGGAGAUCGGAAGAGCGCUAAAUUGAGAGGUGGUUUAUUUAUUCAUUUUUAUUUGAAUUUAUACAGGUUUAGUUUUAUUUGCUGAUGGACAGAAAACACUUGCGCAUACACAGAAAAACAAACAAACUAGGGUCUUUUUAGUUUGUUUUUUAGUUCAGUAUAUCUCACCCCCGAAACACACACACACACACACUUUUGUUAAAAAAAAAAUCUUCUCUCGCUUGACACUGGCUUAUAUAUCUGAAACUAUGAAACAGAUCAUAGAAAUAAAAUGACAAAAACCGUAGUCACCACACAGUGAGAAACUAUACGAUGAGGAGGCUGAAACAUUUGACGAAGUGAGACGCUUUCAAGAGGAGAGGGGUAACAGAACUUCUACACAAAAGGAGGAAGUGAUUCAAGAAGAACAAAAAACAACUAAACAUUUUGCCACAAGGAAAACCAAAAUGCUUCCCUGUUGUUUAAAAAGAAAAUAGUCUGCCUUCUACUUCAACAUCUAACCAGAAUCUUUCACCCUCUUUCUCUCUCUCUUUUCUUACUCACUUUUGUUUUGGACCGUAAACUACAGAAACGUAACACACAUUUUGGGUUGGAUUAACUCUGGAUAUGCUAAGCCAAAUCUUGCUCACUCUGUCUCGAUCUCUCGCUCUUUUCUUUCUCCUCUCUGCCCCAUUUUUCUGUUGGAAGGGAGGGGGACAAUAUAUAGCAGGAGGGAGGAGUACAUACUUAUGAGGGGACACUUUCAUGCCCUCCUUACCCCUACAGCCCCCAUGACUCUGACUUCUCUGGCCUCUUUUUUCUUUCUCCUGUCUUUUUUCUCCCCUUCCCUCCCUCCUUCACGGCACUCUGUGAGUGCUGUUUGCCAUCAAGUAAAAAAAAAAAAAAAAAGUGAACUACUCUCUCGGCUGCUAUCUCCACUUUCAACCAUGUUCGGAUUGCUGCUAAAGAAAACAAACAGACAGAUAAAUAAAAAUAAACUUUUUAACCCUCCUGCUUCAGAAAAAAUGGAAAAAUAAACCACUGCAUCUCAUGUAUUUAUUACUAUUUAACAAGAAAAAGAAAAGGUAAAAAUUAACCUGUUUUCUUCUGUUUUUUGUUUGGUUGCCUUCUUCCUGCUGGUGAAAGUUGGGCAUUGACUAAAUGUAACAGUUAAAGGUGGUAUUAAAACACUCUUAGUUUAAGUCAGCCACUGGGCGGGGCCUGAAUGGGGAACCUGGGUAAGAAUAAAGUUGGAUAUAUAAGAAUAAAGAGUAUACUUUUGCACACAAAGGUCAAAUGCAAAUCACAGCUUUCAGUCGACAGACCCUCAUCUGAGCAAUGUGCAUACAGUAGCAGGCCUACCACAAAGACAAACUGUUGAUGUGGCAAGCAAAGUGAUCACUGACAUGGCAUAAUAAAUCUGAGAUUUGCGUUUGACCUCAA
This is a messenger RNA of Salvelinus namaycush (lake trout), 5080 nucleotides long. RefSeq names its product dual specificity tyrosine-phosphorylation-regulated kinase 1B-like. Gene Ontology annotation, cellular component: nucleus. Gene Ontology annotation, biological process: peptidyl-serine phosphorylation; peptidyl-threonine phosphorylation; positive regulation of DNA-templated transcription. Lineage: Eukaryota; Metazoa; Chordata; Actinopteri; Salmoniformes; Salmonidae. The record is from RefSeq and is a predicted model, not a curated record. Bases 813 to 3098 code for a protein of 761 amino acids. The transcript is spliced from 11 exons. Gene Ontology annotation, molecular function: protein serine/threonine/tyrosine kinase activity; protein serine/threonine kinase activity; ATP binding.